AUGCAUUACUCCUACGCUUUGUCAGCUCUCGCUGCCUUCGCCUCGGCGGCAUCUGCUUCACUUACAAUCAACAACUGGUGCGCCAAAGAAGUCUACAUCUACAAGUCAAAUAAUGGAGGCUGUAAUGUCGGUUCCAAUGGAGCAUGUUCCACCGCUUCCAAUGCCACCCCUUGGCACAUCAAAGCUGGCCACGGAUCCAGCAGUCUUCUAACCCUUCCAUGGGACAAAGAUGGCCACGGCACAUCACUAAAGGUAGCCACAACCUCCAACUGGAAAACCACACCUUCAGUCUUGCAAUUCGAAUAUGCAUGGACUACUGGCAAAUAUGCUGCCCUCUACUGGGAUCUCAGUGAUUUGGAUGGCUCUGGAAGUGGAUUGGUGGGCACUCCUUUCAUGAGCGACAACGUGAAAGUCACUCCGACGGGCACGGGUAGUGGAUCAGGAACGUGCGUGAAGUUGAAGUGUCCCGCUGGUGCACUCUGCAAGGACGCGUAUAAUACUCCGGAUCAAACUGCUACUCGUUCCUGCCCGUUGACUACCGGUACCAUGUGGUUGGAUUUGUGUGAGCCGGCGGGCGCCUUCAAUACCAAGAGAGAAAUUCGCUUCGAGGCAUAG
This is a messenger RNA of Sclerotinia borealis F-4128, 615 nucleotides long. NCBI's taxonomy places the organism in Eukaryota, Fungi, Ascomycota, Leotiomycetes, Helotiales, Sclerotiniaceae. The record is from the annotation of a GenBank genome assembly.